Molecule: messenger RNA, 5045 nt
Organism: Chelonia mydas (Green sea turtle)
Lineage: Eukaryota; Metazoa; Chordata; Testudines; Cheloniidae
Gene: LRPPRC
Product: leucine rich pentatricopeptide repeat containing
Exons: 38
Coding region: 90-4289 (1399 amino acids)
Molecular function (GO): protein binding
Source: RefSeq, a predicted model, not a curated record
CUCCUCUAGCACUCCCCGCCCCCGACCGCCGGCUCACUGUGGUUGAGUCUGGACCGGUCACGUGCUCUUCCUGCCCGGUGCGUGUGAGGAUGAUGGCUGCGCUGUUGGGCUCGGCCUGCCGGCUCCGGCCUCUCUGGUCCCGCCUCCUCCGGCUGCCGCGGGGAGUCGCUGCCCACCACCCCUCGCCCCGCGCCGCCGGGCUGGCGGGAGCCCCUGGCAGCACACAACUGAUCUACCAUGCAAGGCUCUUUGCAAUUGCACCUCAUCAGAAGGGGAAAGUUCAAGAAGAACCUGUUUCAGGUAUUCAGAAUAAGCAAGCACAGCAUUUUGACUGGGCCUUAAAUAAACUGGAUAGCUCUGUCAGAAGAACUGGCCGCAUUACUAGAACUCUUCUACAAAGAAUCUUCCAUGACAUGUGCAGAACAGGGUAUCCAAGUAGUAACCAGGCCUUGCUUCUGUUGCGAAGUUGUGGUUCCUUGUUGCCUGAGGUCCCAUUAUGUGAAAGAACAGAACUAGCCCACAUGAUGUGGGGCAAAUUGCAAGACUUGGGUGCUGUGUAUGAUGCAAGUCAUUAUAAUGCUUUGCUUAAAGUCUACCUUCAAAAUGAACAUAAAUUCUCUCCAACUGAAUUCUUGUCCAAAAUGGAGCAAGCUAAUGUGCAGCCCAAUCGAGUUACAUACCAAAGAUUGAUUGCUGCAUAUUGCAAUGAGGGUGAUAUCGAAGGUGCUAGUAAGAUUCUUGGAUUUAUGAAGAUGAAAGAACUCCCAAUCACUGAGGCAGUAUUCAGUAGCCUUGUGACAGGCCAUGCAAGAGCUGGAGAUAUGGAGAAUGCAGAAAAUAUCCUUUCAGUGAUGAGGGAUGCAGGAAUUGAACCUGGUCCAGACACCUACUUAGCAUUACUGAAUGCAUAUGCCGAGAAGGGUGACAUUAACAACAUUAAACAGAUCCUGGAAAAGGUUGAGAAGAUGGAAGGCUAUUUUAUGGACAGGGAUUUGAUGCAGGUUAUUUUUAGCCUUGCUAAGGCUGGAUAUCCUCAGUAUGUCCAAGAUAUUUUAUCACACAUGAGAUAUGAAAGGGGAUAUAUUCCAGAUGCAAUGAACUUGUCUCUGAAUUUGAUAACUCAAGGUUUGGAAGAUAUAGCUUUCCAAGUUUUCAAAUCAUUUCCUACCUUACCAUCUGAAAAUCACAGUGAAAGCAGUAUGGACUAUGGUAACUUCUUCUUACGACACUGUGUAACUACAGAUAAGCCCUUGAGCAAGCUGAAACAGUUCUGUGAUGAGUUAAAAGAAGCCAAUAUGCACUCAAGUCCCCUCCAAUUUACUUUGUAUUGUGCGUUGGAGUCUAAAAAAGCAGCUCUGGCAAUUAACCUGAUGAAGACAAUGAAAGAGGAUGGUUUGCCUCUCAGACCUCACUAUUCCUGGCCACUGCUUGUUGGGUAUCAGAAGGAGAAGAAUGUUCAAGGUACUAUGGAGGUCCUUAAAGCAUUGCAUGAGCUGGGAGUGGAACCUGAUGUGGAAACAUACACAAACUAUGUUUUGACAAAUUUUGAUGACAUUCAGACUUUUCGUGCUCUGCUACAGGAAAAUGGCUGUCCAUUUGAAACUGAAGGACUCUCUGUAGCAGAAUUAAGACAUGAAGCAAUUUAUGGAACAUUGGAAAAAGUUUUAUCAUUAUUGUCUUCACCAAGUAUGCCGUCUGUGGAUUUGUUUAAUUUUAAAGGCUGUCUCAUUUGGGCUUUAAAAGGUAAGUCCAAUGAUGUAGAUCUUUGGAGCAAGAUAACUGAACUGUUGUACAAGGAUGGACGUUAUUGCCAGACGCCUCCAGGACCAACUGAAGCUGUUGGCUAUUUUCUUUAUAACUUGAUUGACAGCAUGAGUGACUCAGAGGUACAGGCCAAGGAGGAGCAUUUGAGACAAUACUUCCAUCAGCUGAAGAAGAUGAAUGUAGUAAUCCCUACAAAUAUCUACAGAGGCCUUCGCAACCUGCUGGACGCCUAUCAUGUUCCUGAGUUAAUUAAGGAUAUAAUUUUAUUGGCUGAUAGAGAAAAGUUGUCAGUAGCAGACAUUCCAAAAAACACUGAACUUGGAGUGUCUGCUUUGGAGGAGGAACUGGAAAAACUAAAAGCUGAAAAGCAACCUAUUGGAAAUGUCCUAAAACAGCUUAUAGUUGCUCUCUGUGCAGAAGAGAAUAUGCAAAAAGCCCUUGAAGUGAAAGCCAAAUACGAAUCGGACAUGGUUGUUGGUGGCUAUGCAGCCUUGAUAAAUUUGUGCUGUCGACAUGAUAAUGUAGAAGAUGCAAUGAACCUGAAAGAAGAAGUCUUCCGUAAAGAUUCAUCUGUUGCUCUUGACACAAAUAAGUACUUAGCCUUGGUGAAAGUCUUAGGAAAGCAUGGCAGACUAGAAGAUGCUAUUAACAUUCUAAAGGAGAUGAAAGAGAGAGAUAUUCCUAUCAAAGAUACAACAGUCACAUCCUUUUUCCACAUCCUUAAUGCUGCAGCCAUGCGAGGUGAAGCUGAAACGGUGAAUCGAUUACAUGAGUCCAUUCUGAUGCUGGGCUUAGCAAAGCCUUCUGCUAACCUCUGUUCCCCUCUGAUUACUGUUCACCUUGAAAAGGAUGAUGUACCUGCUGCACUGGAAGCUACCAUUGACUGUUGUAAAAAGUAUGGCAAGAUCCCUAGGCUCCAUGACAUCUUGUGCAGGCUAAUAGAACAAGGAAAUACUGAUCUCCUGCAGAAAGCCAUGGACUUUGUGAGUCAAGAACGAGGUGAAAUGACGAUGCUCUAUGAUAUCUUCUUUGCCUUCCUGAAUACAGGAAAAUACAAAGAGGCCAAGAAGAUCAUUGAGACACCAGGCUUGAGAGCUCGUCCUGGGAGGCUGCAGUGGUUUGCCGAGAAGUGUAUUGCAACUAACCAGAUGGAAACUUUAGAAAAUAUGGUGGAAAUGACUCAAAAACUAUUUGAGUGUGAUAGAGAUCAGAUGUACUACUACCUCCUAAAUUUAUGCAAGAUCAGUAAUGACUGGCAAAAAGCUGAUGCAACUUGGACUAAAAUGCAGGAAGAAAAUGUUAUUCCUCGUGAGAGAACUUUAAGGUUAUUGGCUGAUACUCUUAAGAACAAUGGUCAAGAAGUACCAUUUGAUGUGCCUGAGAUUUGGUAUGAAGACCGUGUAGAAUCUGCUCCUGUUUCAGAAAAUAACCCUGAGAAGAAAGUGUUGAUGCUCUGCAAGAAGGGCAGUGUCCAAGAGGCAUACAAUAUUUUACUGGAAGCACAAAAGAAGGAUAUUAUGUUUCCUCCCUCUGCUUAUUCCACUCUUAUAAAAGCACUGCUGGCUGAGGGUUGUCUUGAGGAAGCCAUCAAAGUGAAAAACAUCGCUGAGACCCACAUCAAGGGCUUCACACUGAACGAUGCUGCCAGCAGCCUCCUCAUCAUAACGCAAGUUAGGCGGGAUUAUUUGAAAGAUGCUGUGUCUACUCUAAAAACAGUCCUUGAAAGUGACAUGGUACCUAUUCCACUAGCUGUGACUCGGCUCGUUCAGGCUCUGGCUAUGAAAGGCGAUCUGGAGAGCAUAUGCACAGUUGAGAAGAUGGUAGAAAACCUGGCAGCCUCAAUUGGUUUAUCUCGCAUGCUUUUUGUCAAUAACACUGUAUGGGCUCACAUCAAGAACAAUAACCUUGAUAUGGCAGUGGAAUAUAUUGAGCCUUUGUUUAUCUCUGGAAUGCAAAAUCCUGAUUCACCAAUCACAAGUAUGUCCUAUGUGUUUAGAAAGGUGAUUGAGGAAAGACUGGAGCCAGCUUUGGAAAAACUAAGUGCCAUGGCAGAGCGAUUGGUCAAUCAAUUUGGAGUUUACAAACCUGCCACAGAUCUUUUCCUUCAGUAUGUGGAUGCAGGAAGAGUGGAUGAUGCCAGAUUUCUACUACAGAGGUGUGGUGGAAUAGCUGAACAAAAGGGAACUCUGAUGGCUUUCAUAGCUAAAUCUUCACAGAAACCAGGACAGGGGCAGAAAAUCAAGACACUGCUUGAUCUGGUUCCUGACUUCCCAGAAAAGGAAAUUGUAUACUCUUACCUCCUGAAAUGUCAUGUAUUAGACAACGACGUUGUUUCUGCAAAAGCUCUGUUUGAGAACAUGAAAGCCAAGAAUAUUCACACGGAUGAGAUAUUUCUAAAACGUUUGGCAAUUCUGCUGAAGAAUGCAGGAGAGCCUGUCCCGUUCACUGAACCCCCUGAGUCCUUCCAUUUCUACGCAAAUAAAUUGAGGCAAGAAAGGCAAGAAACCUCAUCACAUGAUGUAUAAAUAUUUUCAUGCUUUGGUUGUUUGUGACUAUGAAAGAUGUUGAAUGUAUUUAAUAUUGUUAGAAAAAAUAAAACAAAAUUGAAUAUGUAAUUACUUCAGUGUAAUAUAAUUUACUCAAACAUAGUAUGUCUUUUUAUACCUGGCCUUCAGUGACUAAACUGUAACUGAGACAUGCAUUUAUUAGUAGAAAUACCGUUUACUCCUGUAGAGCUGCUGGGUCGACAGUGAACAGUCACUUAUAGCUGUCAUUUUUUAUGUUUGACCUGGUGAAAGCUGAUUACACUCUGGCUCCCAGUUCCACUGAAGUUUACUGUAAAUACCCUAUAUGUAACUCACUUUUCAGUAUGGCUCUGAUCCAAAGCCCAGGGAAAUCAGUGACCCUUUUCAUUGACUUCAGUGAGCUUUGGAUCAGGGUUAAAAACAGCAAUUUCCAUGGUUCUUAAGAACCACCAGCUAGUAGCUGGGAUUGCUUUUGAGAGAAACUGUAAUUCUGAUGUUCACUGCAGUGUGAAGCUAUACAUCAAAUUCACAAAUAUAUUCUUGAUAGUAAAUAUACACUCUAUACAUUUGUGGAAAGGUAGCAGCUGCUUUGUGAUGCUUACCUUUAACUGCUCUGUGCUGCCUUUCCCUGCCUUUGCUGGGUCUCUGGACAACGUUCUGUGAUUUGUUUGUUUAUUUUUGUUUUUUUUUAAGUCCACUUUCUUUUCAGUUAAUUUGUACCUAUUGUGUAGAUCAAAUAAAACUGCACACAUUUCA